AUGGCGAGCGAGGAGACCCUGGCGGCCGACCACCGGCGACAGAGUCAGCAGCUGAUGCGGGGAGACGACGACAACGGCCGCCGCCGCCAGCAGGACGGUGACGAUGACAGCAGCAGCAGCAGCACUAGCGCCGUGGCGCGGCGGUGCGCGCGCGACAGAGGUCUCGUCAGACCGGCGGCAGUGGCGCCGUCGCCGCUGCUGGCUGCCGGCGUCGUCGUCGGUUCACCUCGGCAGGGUGCCUUCGCCGGCGGCGGCGCCGUAGCCGCGCCGGUGCUCGAGAUCGACCCGCUGGCGGCGGCCACCGGGCUGUCCAUGAAGCGGUCGCUGCAGCUGUUCCUGCAGAAGCGCAAGGCCAGGACGGCCGCCGCCGUCGCGCCGCCCUACGCCGCCGGCGGCCGCCACGCUCAGGCUGUCAGGCGAUGA
Messenger RNA from Miscanthus lutarioriparius, 423 nucleotides. Lineage: Eukaryota; Viridiplantae; Streptophyta; Magnoliopsida; Poales; Poaceae. The record is from the annotation of a GenBank genome assembly.